Molecule: messenger RNA, 1309 nt
Organism: Oreochromis niloticus (Nile tilapia)
Lineage: Eukaryota; Metazoa; Chordata; Actinopteri; Cichliformes; Cichlidae
Product: cytosolic sulfotransferase 1
Exons: 8
Coding region: 96-1070 (324 amino acids)
Molecular function (GO): sulfotransferase activity
Source: RefSeq, a predicted model, not a curated record
CAAGCCUACUUUAAGUGAAUGUGGGUCAGGAAAUCUGAAACCAGAGGGGCGGGGCUUUCAGAUUACAUGUGGAAGUGAGCCCAGCUAACAAUGGUAUGUUAUGCAACCAGAAAAGGGGGAGAAUUUUUCUUACAACACCAAAAGACAGGCAGAAACCAGGAAUGAACAUGUCACUUAAUCCUGAGAAGGCAAUUUUGUCAACCAGACCAGAACUGUUUGAUUUCCAUGGAGUCUCGAUGGUUCACUAUUUUACAGACAACUGGGAGAAUGUUCAGAACUUUCAGGCCAGACCCGAUGAUAUACUUAUUGCAACAUAUCCCAAAGCAGGAACUACAUGGGUCUCCCAGAUUCUUGACCUGCUGUAUUUUGGUCAGACGUGUCCAGAGAGGCAAAAAACUAUCCCCAUCUAUGAGAGAGUACCCUUCCUGGAGAUUGCCAUCCCAUCUUUGGAUUCAGGGAAAGACCUGGCAGACAAGCUCGCCACCACCCCUCGACUCAUUAAGACACAUUUUCCUGUCCAGUUUGUGCCAAAGUCCUUCUGGGAGCAAAACUGCAGGAUCGUUUAUGUAGCCCGCAAUGCAAAGGACAACAUGGUGUCUUAUUUCCACUUUGAUCGCAUGAAUGUGGUAGAGCCAGAGGCUGGAGAAUGGAAUAACUACUUCCACAGAUUUUUGGAAGGACAAAUGCUGUUUGGCUCCUGGUAUGACCAUGUGAAUGGCUGGUGGAAGAAGAAACAGAAUUACUCAAAUAUUCAUUACAUGUUCUAUGAAGAUAUGAUUGAGGACACUGAACGGGAAAUAGACAAACUCUGCAGCUUCCUCGGUUUGUCUCGUUCAGCCGAGGAGAAGAAAAUGAUCUCAGGUGGAGUCCAGUUUGAUAAGAUGAAAAAGAAUGAGAUGGCCAACUAUUCUACACUCCCGGUUAUGGAUUUCAAGAUUUCUCCCUUCAUGAGAAAAGGGAAGGUUGGCGACUGGAAGAACCACUUCACCGUCGCUCAGAAUGAAGUCUUUGACGAAGACUACAAGAAGAAGAUGAAAGAUCCCACACUUCAGUUCCGCACUGAAAUUUGAACAGAGCCAAACAUACAGACUGGAUAUAGUAUGCAGCUACUGCUGUGGAGUGUGUAUUACAAAGAUCUCAUCUAAAUAAACUGUGGCAUACAUGUGACAAAAUUAUACAGUGGAAUUAUAAACACUCCAAAUACCUUAAUCUUACAAACUGACAUUCCAAAAGAUCGGCCUAAAGAAAAAGUCCGGACUAUAAACCUGUGAAAGACUUAGUCACUCUCUCUCUCAUCAAUGAUUUAAGA